AAAUCAAGCAAAACAUAUCGCUAUUUCACGUGUUCAUCGACUCACACAAUGAGCGCAAUAUAAUGUACGUUACGGCCGACGACACCGCCUAUGGGUUGGGCGCCAACAGCGACGGGUGUCUGGGUUUGGGUCACGACCGGGCCGUACAAUCGGCGCAACAAAUACCGCAAUUAUCGCUAAAACGGAUCCAGCAAUUCGCUAUCGGAGCAACAUUUGCACUGGCAUUGGAUGCCACUAACUGUAUCUAUAGUUGGGGCAAAAAUGAGCAUGGUCAGCUGGGUCGUGAUACUUUACAUGAAUCUUUACACGCGGUACCGGACAAAAUACCAUGGUCAAACCUGAUAGUUCAGCUAUGUUGCGCCGAUCACCACUCUCUGGCCCUGACCGGCAAUGGCCGGGUGUACGCCUGGGGAGACAACAGGUACGGCCAGGUCGGCCAUCACACCACUGGAACCACUGGUUAUAGCGGCAAACCCACUGCCAUAGACUUUCCCGGCGGGUGUCCGACCAUUAAAUACGUUCACUGUUUUAAUACGAGUUCAUUCGCUGUGACAGCCGAUGGCCAGGUAUUCAGUUGGGGUGACAAUCAGUAUAAUAGGUUGGGUCAUAACGUGAGCGACGAGAUUGUAUUUACACCGCGUUUGAUAUCAACGCUAACCGGUGUCCAGACAGUGGUCUCCGGCAUCCGAUUGACGUAUUUCCUCACGAGUAGUGGUUUUGUGUAUUUUUGCGGUUUUUUGUGGCAAAGAGAUGGCUUUGUCGGCGAAGCGGUUCCCAAACGUCUUCAGACCGGACUCGCCGUUCAAGACAUACAACAGUUUAAUGGAAAUAUCAAUCACCCGUACUUUGAUUUUGUCACAGUCUUAGCCGAGGGUAGGAUUUAUAAGAUCACUGAUACAAACGCAUUCGUUGACGCAAAUUAUGUUCCCGAUAUUAUAGUCAAAAGCCAUACUAUGAUUGAAUCUAUCGCUAAUGCAAUUGAAAUCAAUGGCAAUAAUACUAAAUCAAAUCCCAAUCCCUUUCGCGAUACUUAUUGA
Molecule: messenger RNA, 1037 nt
Organism: Medioppia subpectinata
Lineage: Eukaryota; Metazoa; Arthropoda; Arachnida; Sarcoptiformes; Oppiidae
Source: the annotation of a GenBank genome assembly